AUGCAAGAGGUUGUGUCCUUCUACAAGAAGCUUCCUCAAGGUCCUGCUCCUGCUCCCAAGAAGCCCACCACACCCUGGGGCAAGUACAAGGCUGCUUACUUCGACGGCGACAACGCCUCGGCCAAGCCUUUGCUCCACCUUGCUGUUGCCGUCAUCAUCUUCGGCUACACCUGGGAAUACCAACACUUGAAGGAACACCACUAA
Molecule: messenger RNA, 204 nt
Organism: Diutina rugosa
Lineage: Eukaryota; Fungi; Ascomycota; Pichiomycetes; Serinales; Debaryomycetaceae
Gene: ATP17
Product: F1F0 ATP synthase subunit f
Exons: 1
Coding region: 1-204 (67 amino acids)
Biological process (GO): proton motive force-driven ATP synthesis
Source: RefSeq, a predicted model, not a curated record